UGACGUUUAGGCUAGAAAUAUCAAUAAGUUGAUCAUGUUUUCGCUGGUUUUGCUGGUGCUGUCUCUCUUGACUUUGGCGUGGUUCUAUCUAAAGCACCAUUAUGACUUUUGGGCCCGUCGCGGAUUUCCAUACGACAAGCACUCCGGAAUUCCAUUUGGAUGUUUGGACACCGUCUGGAGACAGGAGAAGAGCAUGGGCUUGGCCAUCUAUGAUGUCUAUCUAAAGAGUAAGGAGCGUGUCUUGGGCAUUUAUUUGCUCUUCCGUCCGGCUGUUUUAGUCCGGGAUGCCGAAUUGGCACGUCGUGUUCUGGCCCAGGAUUUUGCAAGCUUUCACGAUCGUGGCGUUUAUGUGGACGAGGAGAAAAAUCCGCUGUCAGCCAGUAUAUUUGCCCUACGAGGUCAGAGCUGGCGGUCCAUGAGGCAAAUGUUGUCGCCUUGUUUCACCUCCGGCAAACUAAAGGCCAUGUUCAGCACCUCCGAGGAUAUUGGUGACAAGAUGGUGGCCCAUUUGCAAAAGGAGCUACCGGAACAAGGUUCCGAGGAGGUGGAUCUGAAGAAAGUAAUGCAACACUAUGCCAUCGACAUCAUUGCCUCGACCAUUUUCGGCUUGGACGUGAACAGCUUCGAAAACCCGGACAAUAAGUUCCGUAAAUUGGUGUUGAUUGCAAGAGUCAAUAGUAGGUUUAAUGCCCUGUUCGGUAUGCUAAUCUUCCUGGUACCCUCCAUCGCCAAGCUCCUGUUUCGAAUGGGUAUUCAAAAUCCAGUCGGUCUGGCCAUGCUGGAAAUUGUCAAGGAAACCGUUGAGUACCGUGAAAAGCACGGAAUUGUGCGAAAGGAUCUUCUCCAGUUGCUUAUUCAGCUAAGGAAUACGGGAAAGAUUGAAGAGAAUGACGAGAAAUCCUUUAGCAUACAAAAGACGCCCGAUGGCCACAUUAAGUCCAUUUCGCUAGAGACCAUUACCGCCCAGGCAUUUAUAUUUUAUAUUGCUGGUCAGGAGACGACUGGAUCAACUGCUGCCUUUACCAUUUAUGAAUUGGCCCAAUAUCCAGAGUUACUGAAGCGCCUGCAGGAUGAAGUGGACGAGACGCUGGCCAAGAAUGACGGAAAGAUCACCUACGAUUCCCUGCACAAAAUGGAGUUUCUGGAGCUGUGCUUGCAGGAAACCAUUCGCAAAUACCCUGGACUUCCCAUUUUAAACCGCGAAUGCACCCAGGACUAUACGGUGCCCGAAACAAACCACGUCAUUCCGAAGGGAACCCCUGUUGUGAUCUCCCUGUAUGGAAUUCACCACGAUGCAGAGUACUUCCCGGAUCCCGAGAAAUAUGAUCCCGAUCGGUUCUCCGAGGAGAGUCGCAACUACAAUCCCACGGCGUUCAUGCCUUUUGGUGAGGGUCCCAGGAUUUGCAUUGCUCAGCGGAUGGGUCGUGUGAACGCCAAACUGGCGAUCAUUAAGAUCCUGCAGAACUUCAAUGUCGAGGUGAUGAGUAAACGCGAAAUUGAGUUCGAGAAUAGCGGCAUUGCCCUGAUGCCCAAAAAUGGAGUUCGAGUGCGUUUGUCCAAAAGAGUGCCCAAUUAGCCGGAAUUUUCCACACUGAUGAAAUACAAUAGUUAAGUGGCAGUAAAUUCAUUUUUUAUUAUAUUCAAUCCGUUAAGUGCUACAAUCGUCGAUAUGAUAAAAGAUAACCUCGGCCAGUAAAUAGUCCGAACUCGCUGUAAUAAUGUUUGUAAAUUCUAUAAUAAAUCAUGUUAGAGAUGAA
Messenger RNA from Drosophila rhopaloa, 1757 nucleotides. RefSeq names its product probable cytochrome P450 6d4. The record is from RefSeq and is a predicted model, not a curated record. Gene Ontology annotation, molecular function: iron ion binding; monooxygenase activity; heme binding. Lineage: Eukaryota; Metazoa; Arthropoda; Insecta; Diptera; Drosophilidae. The transcript is spliced from 3 exons. Bases 35 to 1576 code for a protein of 513 amino acids.